Molecule: messenger RNA, 1074 nt
Organism: Symbiodinium natans
Lineage: Eukaryota; Dinophyceae; Suessiales; Symbiodiniaceae
Source: the annotation of a GenBank genome assembly
AUGGAGUUCUUUCUUCCGGACGUGCGGCAAGACGCGGUCAAGCUUCGGCGCACAUACUUGCAGCUGGCACUCCGCUACCACCCGGACAAGGUCAACGUGAGCCGCUCACCGCAAGGCUCUGCGGAGUACCGUGAAGCGACAGAGCUCUUCCAAGCCAUCCAGGUUGCUUACGAGGAGCUUUCUGCUCGCUUGGACGGGCGAGGGCGGAGAGGUUUGCCUGGGGGCCCUGGCCCGAGGGUGCGCAGCGCCUUUGCGGCGGCCUGCGAACUGGGCGACGUUGCGGUCAUGCGGCGCCUCCUCCGUCUCCGCCCAGCCCUGGCGGAGCAGACAGAUGAGUUGGGCGUGUCUCCACUGAUGUUUGCGGCCUCAGGCGGAUCCCUGGCAGCCUGCGAGGUGCUGCUGGAGGCGAAGGCUGCCUUGGAGACACGCAAUCCGCUGGGCUGGACGGCCCUGACUUGGGCUGCACUCCGAGCCCGCACGGAGGCUUCAUCUUUCUUGCUGCAACGUGGGGCGGCGGUGCAGGACAACGACCUGAUCGUGCUGGCCUUUACUGGCAACCAUGAAACCUUGUCGAUCCUUCUGAAGGCCUGCAGUGAAGAGAAAGUGCUCGCGGUGCGCGAUCAGAAGGAGAAAGGACUCCUCCACUUUGCCUUGACAGGUUUGGCCUACAUGAAGCAAACGGCAGAGUCACAUCAGCGCUGCGUGGCCUUGGCCAUCGAGGCACGAUGUGAUCCGGCCGCUGAAGACCGCAGAGCCUGCCAGUGCCGAGGAGGCGGCAUGGAGGACGCGGUGCCGGUUCUCUGCCAUUUCGUGCAGUGUAUGGCGGAAGACUGGGCAAGCGCUGACCUGGACCAGUCCUCCGUGCACGUGGCCAUGGUCCAGAGGUUGCUCCAACUUCAUGCCGAUCCUCGUGCUGUGGGCCCACCAGGUAGUGCGAUUGACGUCGCCCGCAGGAACGGCUUGGCCCAGAUCCACAAGGCACUUCUAGGUGACAGUGCCGGCAGUGCCCAACCUCCAGCUCGCAGGCUGCAUGUGUCGAGCUGGCGCAGAUGGUGUUGGUGCUGCGGCUCCUGA